UGAGUGGGGGAGUACAGUCAAUGGCAAAAGUUGACUGCAUUGGAUGUGUGACAUAGGACCGGCUAAAGCACAGAGAGAGAGCACACGGCAAUGUCUAGUAUCUCGUGCAGCUACAGCCGGACGGCUUGAUGUCGAGGCAUGACCCAUCACCACCACUACCAUUACCACCGUCAUCGUCAUCGUCAUCGUCUUCUUCAUCACCAUUAUCAUCAUCAUCACUACCACCACCACCACUACCACCACCACCACCACCAUCACUGGAUGGAGGAUUGAAGAUUCACGGGAAGUCGCGAAAUGGCGCUUUCCACGAAUAGGAGCAACGUCUUCAGAUCAGACGUUGAGGUUUCGUCCUCCUCCAGAGGUAUAUAAUGUUUCUCUCUCUCUCUCUCUCUCUCUCUCUCUCUCUCACGCGGGGGCACGCUCGCGCCACCUGGUUUGAUGAUGGGUGUCGAGGGGAGAGCGUGAAACUGCGCCACGGUGUAUCAGGGAGGUAGGGAGAGAGAAAGAUAGAAAAAGAGAGGGAGUGGGAGAAAGAGAGAGAGAGAGAGGGAACGAGAAGUGGGUGGGAGAUCAGAGAGAAAGAGAGAGCGAGAAGGGGAGUUUUCUGUGCGGUCUUGCAUCGUGUAACGUGGUCUUCGACGUCGCUGCCACCGCCACCACCACCUUCGCCGCUGCCGCCGCUGUCAUAGUAGUCGUCGUCGUCGUCGAAGUCGUCGUCGUCGUCAUCGUCGUCAUUGUCGUCAUCGUCGUCAUCGUCAUUUCCGUCAACGCAGCAACAGCAACAAGAACAGCAGAAGCAACAAUAGCCGUCGCCGUCGUCGUCGUCGUUGUCGCCGUCGUCGUCGACGGCGCAGCACGUCGUCGUCGUCGUCAUCAUCGUCAUCGUCUCUCAGUCAAGCGACGCGAGCUUUUUGCUCCUGUUCCUCCUCCUUCUCUUCCUCCUCCUCUUCCUUCUCCUCCUCCUCUUCUUUUUUUUUUCUUACCGGUACGUGGUUUUUCGCGCAUAUAAUUCGUAAAAGAGAAGAGUCAGCAAUAACAACAACAACAACAAUAGCAACAACAACAGCAACAACAACAACAACAACAACAACAACAACAGCAACAACAACAACAACAACAACAACAACAACAACAACAACAACAACAACAACAACAAUACCACCAUACACACACACAACGGCCCACUGUCGAUCCAUAGUCGUUCGGUGAGGAUAUGAGGAACGACUUCGCUGCGGACGUACCCGUUGCGAGCGCCGACAGCAGCACGGACGCCAUAUGGCUCGAGAAAAGGAAUCCUUCCACGACCAGUGCACACGAUCGAGUGUCAAAUUAAAUUGGGAUCUAAUGGGAACAACGCGGCCUUGGCAAGAUGAAGAACGAGAAUGCUAUGUUCUAUGUAAUAAAGGUUUCGAUAAAGUUGUCGUCAAACAAGAACGCCCAGAUGAAGCGGAGAUCCGAGAAUUGGCUGCCAAAAUGGUGGAAGCGAACAAGGCGAAAAUGGUCUCGGCGGCGGCGGCAGGAGGAGGAGGAGGCGGAGGAGGAGGAGGAGGUGGAGGUGGAGGAGGAUCAGCACAGCAAAGAGGAGCCGCCAGUCAGUGUUUAUCUUCGUCUCAGGCUAAUCUUCCUGGAAUCCUUGGAUAUUUAAACAAGCGUCCGGCCGAUUCGACUGUAGCGAAAACAACAGGAUCGACGACUACAGGAGAGGGCGGUAAAACUCCUUUGGACGAUGAAAGUCAAAGGGGUAGAUUCGGAUGGACGAGUUUCGAUGAGUGUCACAUACCUUACAUAUUCCGUGCCGGUGAAAAAUAUUGCGCGGUACGAAUCCUAGAGUCUAAGCUGUUGAACAAGUACCUGAGUUACCUGCACUCGGAUAUCUAUAGCUGUACGUGCAUAAGAAGUUACUAUAUUACGGAUGCCGAGAGUAAGCUUUUCAACGAGAUUAAUAUCAAGCAUUGCGAUAAUCAAUUUGGAAGGGAUCAGUUUACGUGCAAGGAUCUCGUAGUGAGGUUAUCCGAUGCUAAAGAAUUCUAUACAUUUUUGGAUGUGUGUUAUACAAAGUUAACGGCCGGCGCGAAUCCGAACGUAACGGGGAGGCACAAGGCCGAGAAGUGUGGUUUCAUACGAAUAAAUAAGGAAUCUGUGGUACCUUAUACGGUGAAGGACGGUCUCCAAUAUGUACCCCUAUUUUAUUUCGAGGGCGAAACGGAGAAUUUGAAGUUGAAGGCGGAAAAACUUGAAGGUUGGGACCUUUCGUAUUUGAAGUUUUGUUGCAAGGUACAGGGUAUAAGAAAUGAACUCUUUGCAAGUGAGACAUGCUCCGUGAUCAGUUUGAGUGAUAUUAAAAGUUACUUUCCCCCUGAUACGGGGUUCGAAGAUUAUUGGCCGAACAAAGUGAUGGACUCUCAGUUGUUAGUGAGUAGCAAGGGUGGUGGGGGCGGUGGCGGAUGGACCAGACAACCGCCUACACCACCGGUGUCGAAGACAACAUCCGUACAAAAUAAUACGAGUAAGGCGAGCCUUAAUUCGCGUGCGGGCCCUUUACAGACAAUAUUACCACGUGGAUCUAGUGCUACGAAUGCGGCUCAAACGCAACGAGUUAGUCAGUCAAGACAAACUCCUGCUACGACGCAUCCCGCUCAUUCCUCGCCAUCGUCACUUCCAUCUGGGAGAUCCAGUAUCCCUUCUCAACCGAUGCUGAACGUUGUACAGGGUGUAGUCAAUGGGUGGUCUGGACUCGUUGGUGGACAACCGACUUUCCAAACUGCUCUUGUCUCUCAGGCUAAUUCUCUCAUACGUACACCACCUCCAUUAAACAUGCACAAUAUAUCUGCGUCAAGCAAAACCUAUACUACUCAUCAGUCAAGAAGUAGAGGGGGUGGUGGCGGAGCAACGGCUCAGUACCCUGGAGUUUAUCCAGUUACUACUAUGCAAGCCGUUGCUCAGGCCCAACCACCCCCUCUUGUCAGAGCAACGGCGCACACCAGUCAACCUAAUCUUGGUUAUCCAACCUAUGGGAAGGAUGACUGGGUAACUACGACAUAUACAACACCUUCCUUGGGUGUUCCUGAUGCAGUCACAGCCAGAACGUAUCCACAAAUGAUUGGCUUAAGUGAACAGGUACAAGCCCUUAUGCCUGCUCCUACAUCAGCAUCAACGUUAUUAGCACGUCAGCAAAGGCAUACACCACCCGUUCACAAUACAUCCCAUGCAAAAUAUCCACCACCUUUAAUACCAGUGAAUGGAAGUAGUAAUAAUUCCAGAGAUUCAAGAGGAAGAAAAGCUUUGAUAAAUAUAUCGGAAACGCCUCUGUCUAGUUGCCAAGCGCAACCAUAUCAAGUCCAAAAGGCAUUAAUAGAAGACAAAAUGGUACCUUGUAUCAACUUUAAACCAUAUAUCUACUCUGAAUUGUUGAUGACACUCCCAGAUUUUGUGUCUAAUUAUUUUCCUGCCUGCGACAUUAACAGUUGUAGACAAGUUCUUACGGAUGUCUUAAAUAUAGAUUUAUACCAAGGGAAUAGACUGCAAAUGAAAAUGUUGAUGGAAGCAGGAAAAUGCUCUUCUUUAAACGAAGAAUUACCACUAAUUCAAGUAGGAAAUAUUAUGAAGUACAUGCCUCAGUUUAAGUACAUGUUUAACAGAGACGAUAUGGUGAUGCCUGCACCAGCACACUCUUCUGAAGAUCACCAACCGAAAAAACGACAACGUACUAGCUAGGACUGGCUACAGCCAUACUGGCCUACUUACGAUUACUAUCAUCCGGCAUUUUAAAUAAGCCGAUAAAACACAUUGACUGAGACGUAAUUACAAUGCACGAUCUUAAGAUCUACAAAUCUCAAAGUCAGAAAAAUACAUACUUGGCAUUAUUGCUUUGAGCAAUAUGAUCACCUGAAUUUCGUGUUUGAGUACAAGAGAUCUGUGACAUAUAGUCUGAGAGAGCCAUUUCUUUCUCCAAAGCAUAUCUUUAUACUAAUGAGAAAUAUAAUGCUUGUAAAUAAAGUCAUACAACAAACAAAAAUUGGAGAUGCGCGCGAUUGAUAUUAUAUUGUGUUCUAUGUGAUGUUUUGUUAAAUGUUGCUCUAGCAACGUUUGUUUCGAUUAUCUCAAAAGUUUCGUACUAUUAAAUCGUACUACAAUAAUUUCUGUACUGUAAAAAGGAAAAAGAAAAAAAAUGAUAUAUGACAAGCAUCUCUUUUAACUUGUUCGAGAUGAUAUUUUCUGUAAAUAAAACCUGUCCACAUUCUCUCUUUAAACGUGUCCUUGGAGAAAGAAUGCGCUAAAAUAUAUCUGAGAUGAUAUAAAUAAGUUGUUGAGGUCGUUCUCAAAGGAUGCACCAUAUUCGAUAUCUAAGUGGAUAUCAAAAUGCCUAUUGCAUAUUAGAGUGAAUAUAUAUAUAUAUACAUAUAUAUAUAUAUAUUUAUAUAUAUAUAUGUAUAUAUAUAUAUAUUUAUUUAUAUAUAUUAAAAAAAAAAAGAAAAAUAUACAUUGGCAUUUGUACAUUUGAAAGGUGGAGGUAAUGCUUCUUCAAGUUCCUAGUUGUUACUAAUGUGUAUCCUGAUAAAUAGCUGCAUUAAUGGUUUUUGAAUCCUUUGAUUCAUAUUUUGACAUAAAAAAAAAAUUAACAGAGAACAACCUAUUUUGAAAGUUACAAUUUUUAAUUAGUAAUAUUUCUAAUGUGUGCAUACUCUAAAAACGUCAGAUUAUAAGAGAAUUUUUUUUUCAUCUAUUAUCAAAUGCUUAUAUUUAUUAAAAACAGAACGAUUAUAUGAAACCAGUGAGAAGAAUCCUUGAGAAGAACCGACGUUCAACUUUCUUCUAUUUUAAUUCACCGUACACAGGAUUGCAGUAACAUAGGUUUUAAUAAAGUAUUCAACAUUUAUGAAAUGUUCUUUAUAAUAAAUAAAAAGAAAAAAAAAUGAAAAAAGAACGAAAAACGAGUAAAAACAACAGCAGCGGUAGCGGCAGUGGCAGCAGCUGUCACAACAGCAAUGGCAGCAGCAGCAGUAGCAGGAACAACAACAGCAGCAGCAGCAGCAGCAACAGCAGCAGCAGCAGCAGCUUAGGAUACAUUAGGUCUUUACAAUAUGAUAACAAUCAAUGGACUAUAUGUCAUCAUAAUGUAAAAUUCGUAUGUAAGAUAAUUAACGUUAAUUUAACCAUUCCAAGAAGAAGAAAAGGAGGAAGAAGAAAAAGAAGAAGAAAAAGAAGAUUAUAAAAUAAUAAAAUUCUUUCGAAAUUUUUUUCUCUUCAUUUACAACAUUUCUUAAUGUUAUAAAGCGAGCAAAUGUUAUGUAUAUUACAGAAAGAAGAUACAACAUAUAUAUUGCAUUCGUUGUAAAUAUU
This is a messenger RNA of Vespa mandarinia (Asian giant hornet), 5340 nucleotides long. RefSeq lists its product as uncharacterized. Gene Ontology annotation, biological process: mRNA 3'-end processing. Gene Ontology annotation, molecular function: RNA polymerase II complex binding. Lineage: Eukaryota; Metazoa; Arthropoda; Insecta; Hymenoptera; Vespidae. The record is from RefSeq and is a predicted model, not a curated record.